Molecule: messenger RNA, 6314 nt
Organism: Oncorhynchus gorbuscha (pink salmon)
Lineage: Eukaryota; Metazoa; Chordata; Actinopteri; Salmoniformes; Salmonidae
Product: apoptotic chromatin condensation inducer in the nucleus-like
Molecular function (GO): nucleic acid binding
Source: RefSeq, a predicted model, not a curated record
GCGAGUCGACAGAGCGAGUGACAGGAAAGCAAAAUGGCGGAUGAAGAUGUUACGCUGAAUGGUAAACCUCUACAAUCGCUCCGUGUGGCAGACUUGAAAGCCGCUUUGGAGCAACGAUGCCUCCCUAAAAGCGGGGCGAAAAAUACACUCAUUAAGCGACUGAAAGGGGCUCUAAUGUUGGAGAAUCUUCAGAGGACCUCCACUCCCCAUAUUGGGCUCCAGCCGAACUCCCAGAUUGGGGAGGAGAUGAGCCAAAACAGUUUUAUAAAGCAGUACCUGGCUCAGCAGCAGGAGCUCCUCCGCCAGAGGCUGGAGAGAGAGGCCAGGGAGGCAGCCGAGGCCGACGAAAGCCCAGCGGGCCCCGAGGAGGAGGAGCACACAGAGGAGGGCAACGACAGCGAUUCCUAUAACCCUGACAAGCAUCGCCCCAUGCCCUCCCAGCCCCCACUGACCCGGGCUGAGGAAGAGGGUGGAGGAGGGCCAAUGAUGAUGGGGCACCAGGGCCAAGGAAUGAUGAUGGGGAAAGGCCAGGGGAUGAUGGGCCAAGGGAUGAUGUCUCGCAGACCAGACUUUGGCCCAGGCUCUGUGCCUCAGGAGUCUCCUGACGCCUCCGGAGGUCCUGGAUCCUGGAUGCAGCAGCGUCCCUCCCUCCAACAUGGCCUCCACCACGAGGAGCCCACCACCCCCUCCCCGCCCCGAGCUGUGGCCUCCCUCUCGGUGCGCGUCCUAGGGGACCCUGAGCGCCAGGGCCUGCCCCCAUCCAUGCCUCCCCGCGCCCAGACCCAGGAGAAGGAAGGCACCGCCCCGGCGGAUGACGACCGGCCUGCCCACUCUGUGCUCCACCUCAGCCGCUCCGCCCGGGCAGCAGCUGGCAGUAACCGUGUCCAGGACGACUGUGACGAUGAUGAUGACAGCAGUGAGGAGGAUGAAGAUGAGUGGGGACCUGCGGCGAGGAGAGGUGGCGGAAGAGGGUUAGCCCCUCCCCCUCAUCUCCAGCAGCCUUCCCCCAGCGUACCAGCGGCCCGAGAGAGAUCCAGACGCAAGCUCCAGCCUCCGCAACACAUCCCCCCUCAGCAGGUAGUACACCAGCCCCUGCAGCUCCGCCAGCCCACCCCGCCCCCUCCACCCCCAGAGCUCUCCUUCCCCCUUCCCGACACCCCCAAACAGAGCCCGCCCGACAUGGAUGAGGAUCCAGAAGGGGCUGGGGUGUCCGUCCGCCCCCCUCCAGGUGGUCUCCAGAGGCAGGACUCUGACUCCAGCUCCCGAUCCAGCAGCCCAGAGCCCCGAGCCAAGCGCCGACCCGGACCCCUCUCCUUGCUGGCCCGCAAGAUGGCGUCCGAGGGAGCUUACGGGAAGAGAGGCGAGGGUGCGCCGGCGGACAGCCAGACAGGUCCUCGAGGGGAGGCUUCCAGACCAGGACAUGGAGUUGGCAACAGCCCAGGAGCUGGAGCAGGACCGGGGGUUGAGGUGGUCAUGUUCCCUGGGGCUGCUAUCACCCACACAGGAGGCAGCAGCACAGGGCACACGGAAUUCGUCACUGUACCUGAGGUCCCUGCACCAGUGGAUAUGUUUGGAUCAGGAGCCCAGUCCCAUCCUCUCCCUCUGCUGUCUGUGACAGCUGUCCCCAGCAUAACCCUCACAACCGAGCCCCAGGGUCCAUCUGGAGAGACGGCACAGAAGAAGACAGAGAAAGAUACAAAGCAGGCGGAGGAAAAGGAGAGGAAGAUGAAGCAGGUGGUGAAGGAGGAGGAGAGUCACCAGCCGCCAUGGCAGCGUGGACGUGACUUGACGCUCCCAUCUGCAUCUUCACAGUUUGGGUCUGGGGGGUCAGAGGAGCCUGUGAUGGACCAGGGAGACACCCCGAAAAAGUCACCCUUCGGCAGGGACAAACCCCUCUCCUCCGCUUCCGGCUCAGCCAUGACGACCACCACCUCCCCACCUGCCAUCGCCCCCAAGAAGCCCCGCAUGUUCUCCGACACCUCCUCCGGCUCCAUGACCUCCCCUCCCAAACCUGUGCAGCAGGGGUCAGUGGUGGUGACCACCCCAGGGGAACUCCCUGAACCCCAUUGCAUAUCUGUGAGACCCCAGGUAGUCCUUGUCUCAGGGGCACAGCUGCACACAGACGACACCUUGGAGGUCACAGCACUGAACAAGGCGUCCGUGGAGAAGCCUGGAUGGAAAGCUGGAGGAGACAAUGAGGAGAAGGAGCGUGACAGAAUGGCGGAGAAGGAGCGUGCCAGCCAGGCGGAGAAGGAGCGUGCCAGCCAGGCGGAGAAGGAGCGUGCCAGCCAGGCGGAGAAGGAGCGUGCCUGCCAGGCGGAGAAGGAGCGUGCCUGCCAGGCGGAGAAGGAGCGUGCCUGCCAGGCGGAGAAGGAGCGUGCCAGCCAGGCGGAGAAGGAGCGUGCCAGCCAGGCGGAGAAGGAGCGUGCCAGCCAGGCGGAGAAGGAGCGUGCCAGCCAGGCGGAGAAGGAGCGUGCCAGCCAGGCGGAGAAGGAGCGUGCCAGCCAGGCGGAGAAGGAGCGUGCCAGCCAGGCGGAGAAGGAGCGUGCCAGCCAGGCGGAGAAGGAGCGUGCCAGCCAGGCGGAGAAGGAGCGUGCCUGCCAGGCGGAGAAGGAGCGUGCCUGCCAGGCGGAGAAGGAGCGUGCCUGCCAGGCGGAGAAGGAGCGUGCCAGCCAGGCGGAGAAGGAGCGUGCCAGCCUGGCGGAGAAGGAGCGUGCCAGCCUGGCGGAGAAGGAGCGUGCCAGCCUGGCGGAGAAGGAGCGUGCCAGCCUGGCGGAGAAGGAGCGUGCCAGCCUGGCGGAGAAGGAGCGUGCCAGCCAGGCGGAGAAGGAGCGUGCCAGCCAGGAGGGGACUUCUAAACCCGGGGAGACCAGGAGAAGGGGACCUGAAGAGACUGUUGAGGUUGAGCCCAUGGGACCUGUUCUACCCCCUUCUUACCCAGGUAAGGGAGAAGAUGAGAGGAAGGGGAAGGAAGAUGAGAGGGUGAGGAGGAAGGAAGAUGAGAGGAAGAAGGAAGCAGAGCGAGGCAGGCGUGGGGAGAGCGCGAGGCACAGGAGGUCAUCUCCCUCUAGUGGUGACGACUCUUCAUCCUCGGACUCUGGAUCCUCUUCGUCACAUUCCUCUGGCUCCACCUCCUCCCAGGACAAAAAAAAGAAGACUGGCACAGGAAAAGGAGGAGGGGAUGAAAAGAGAAGACUGUACAAAGGAGGAGAGAAGAAACAAUCUGCCAGGGAGGUAAAGCAGUCUUCCCUGUCAGAGCCAUCUGGCCCUAUGGAGGUGGAGAGGCCAGACCCAGGCCAGACCCAGCCCACCCCUGUCGGGGACCCACAGAACAGUGAGGGCUGCAUGGAGGAGAGCACCACUCCUAAAGCGUUCGCUGCACGCAAGAUCUCCUUGACCACAGGCAGUAAGACGUCUCCAGAGGGAGCAGCAGCAGCAGGGGGGGAGGCAGAGUCCGGGACCGCUGCUGGGAGGAAGAGGAGGUGGGGAUCCAGCACGGCCGUCAACGCCAAGAAACCAUCCAUCAGCAUCACCACAGACUCACUCAAGUCUCUGAUCCCAGACAUCAAGCCCAGUCAGGAUGCUGUGGUGGAUCUCCACCCCGAUGACAUCCAGUUGUCUGGGGACGAGGACACCACCAGGGAGGACCAGGGCCUGGACAAGGGCCUCAAGAUCAGACGCACUGUCACACAGGUGGUCCCAAGUGAAAACCAGGAGAAUGGCCAGGGAGAACAAGAUGAAGAUGAAGAGGAGGAGGAGGAGGAGAAGAAACAGGAGCAUGACAGAGAGAGGACACAGAAAGAGAAGAAGGACAGCUACUCAGAAGACACCAUGGAGUCUCAGUCCUCCGCUACGCACGACACCGAUGCUAAGAAAGUCACUCCCAGUGAUACGCUGGUGCGUCGCUCCAUCAGCCAGCAGAAGUCAGGUGUGUCUGUCACCAUCGACGACCCGGUUCGCACCGCCAAACAGCCCUCUCCGCCCAGAGGCAAAGUCUCCAACAUCGUCCACGUCUGUAACCUGGUGCGACCUUUCACCCUGGGGCAGCUGAAGGAGCUGCUGAACAGGACAGGCUCAGUGGUAGAGGAUGGCUUCUGGAUCGACAAGAUCAAGUCUCAUUGCUACGUCACUUACUCCAGCACAGAGGAGGCUGUGGCCACACGAGCUGCGCUCCAUGGGGUGAAGUGGCCCCAAAGCAACCCUAAGGUCCUCAGUGUGGACUUCUGUGAGCAGAACGAGCUGGACUUUCACAGAGGCCUACUGGCCGUGGAUCCCAGAGAGGAGCACCGCCCCCAGCCUGGUGUGGGUCCUGGAGGUCCCAAAGUCAGACCGGGCGUGCUGCCCCCCCUGAUGGACGGGCGCGGGGACCGCGGCGUGGUCGGAGGUGUGCGGGACCAGUGGGCGGAGAGAGAGAGGGAGAUGGAACGCCGGGAGAGGACCAGGGCGGAACGUGAGUGGGACCGGGACAAGGUUCGAGACUUCGGAGGCAAACCAGGAGAGGAGAGGGAGAGGGGGAGGAGAUCUCGCUCCCUGGAUAGAGAGAGAAGGCGGAAGGAGAGGGACGGCAGGGAGAAAAAGGCCGACAAAAAGGAUGAGCCUCCUGCCAAAUUACUAGACGACCUCUUCAAUAAGACCAAAGCAGCUCCCUGUAUAUACUGGCUCCCUCUCACUGAAGAACAGGCAAACCAGAGGGGAAAAGAACGGGAAGAGCGACAGAAAGAACGAGAGAGGAGGCGGAAAGAACAGCAGGAGGAGGAGGACAAGAAGCGAGAGGAGGAGAGAAAGGAGAGAAUUAAAAGCAGAGAGAAGGAGGGAGGAGCUGCGGUAAGCACUGGAAGUGUGAGUGUCCGGGGAUCUGAGGGAGAGAGGGAGCGUGGGAGGGAGAGAGAGGGAGAGAAGAGGAGGGACAGUGGUGGAUUCAGACCCAGAGGUCCUGAUACUAAACCCUCUGCUGGGUUCCGACGCUCCCGUAGCCGUAGCAACCCCCGUGACAAACGCCGUUGAGUUAUCAGUUUGACGGAGUGAGAGAGAUGGGGAGGAGGAAAAAAGGAUGGAUGCAGUCCCUCAUUCAACAUACAAUUGAAACACAGCAGAAAGAGAUUUCUAGUCCCCCUCCUUUACAUUAAAACCACUUCCAUAGUCUUCAGGUUAACAGGCUGUUCCUCUUCUGGCUAUCCUGUCCUUUGGGCCAGGGAGACUCCUAUUUAUAAAACCCCAAAUCCUCACUCAGUAAUGCUGUCUGUCUCUCACAUGACCAUAAAAAUCUACAUGUAUGGACUUUGGUCACAUGUUGAUAGUUUAGUGAACCGAAAAAUGUCUGCCUCCAAAAUGGCACCCUAUUUCCUAUAUGAUGGCCCCCGUCAAAAGUAGUGUACUAUAUAGGGAAUAGAUAUGGUGACAUUUUCGCUCUCCCUCUUCCUCCUAUAGCUGUCUCAUCUGUCUCAAGCUUCUCAUACGAAGCAGUCCAGAGGCCUAUUCUGAGCUCUGGAAAUUCUCAUGCAUUUUAACCAGAAAUGGAAAUAAAGGGUGGAGGUUUGCCUCGAGGCAGAGUCUUGUUCCACCAAUCUCUGCGGGCACACAGUAAUAAGACUCUUCCCUGUAAUAAUCCAUUUAAAAAUAGCAGCCCAGUUUACCAACCCCCAAAUGUGUUCUAGAAUCAAUUUUAGUAUUUCAAAAUCCAGUGAAGUUAUUUUUUCUACAACCGGUACCAAGGCCCUUUGUAGGGUCAUGUGAAGGUUAUUUUUUCUGCUUUGACGUUUUAUUAUGAUGAAUCAUGUAAAUCUCAGCCUUGGAUGGUUUUUGUGUGUUCUAGUGUGUGUGUGGUGGUGCUCUGCUCUCCCUCUCUCCACACACUAAGGUUAAAGUUGGUUAAUGUGUCAUUACACUGAAAGCAGCGUAUGUUUAAGAAAAUUAGGAAACUUAUCUUUUUGCCUUGUCAGAGGGGUAGGGACAUUUUUGUGUUGGGUGGGGGACUGAUUUCAUUUGCGCACACUUGGCAUGUAUACGGUUCUUUUUAGGUUGUUUGGGUAGGGGGGGUCCAAACGCACUGAGAGAGUCCGUGUGGCACGAUGUGAAACUGUCCCAACAUGUGAAACUAUCCCUUUCUUGCUCUCUUCCUUCUUAUUCACUCAGUGUACCCUCGACCCUCCCAGUUCUUUUUGUAAAUGAAUCAGACAUCGGAUGAGUUUAACUUAGAUUAUUACUGUUUUAAUAUUGUUUUUAAUUUGUUUGAAACGGAAUCUUAUUUGGCUCUUUUUUUUUCUCCUGUAAGUGCUGAAUGUACAAAGAAUUCAAAAUAAAUGUAAAAGUUUAAA